GAACCUCAGAAACACAUUCGGCAUAGUCUGCUAACCCUCACAAACAGCUGCAGAGAAAAGCAUUUAAACUUAUAUUACCAGUCUACAUUUAAUAUAAAACUGUUGAAAACAUGGGAGAACAUGGUAGUCUUGUUCACAGUGGCAGGGUGCGCUGUCUAUUCCAGUACAGCAGAUGGAGAUGUCACGGUUUGCUGGUUGGGAUCCACAACACUGCCGAAGAAAAAGGAACAGCAACAACAAUAAAAACAGUAUCAGGAAGCGUCAGUUUAGUCUGCUUGGUGCUCUUGACGAGACCUUCCAAAACUGUACGAACGAUUUUAUUGGGAUUUACUUUUCGGACAGGGUCAGUUUCGUUUUGACUGUGUAGUUUUAGGAGUUCCGGGAAGUAUGGAGUCACUUUCCGAUGCAGCUGGUCGCCUUAACACUGAAAAUCCAAAGUCCUAAGGUUACAUGAGUGUUGACGACCAUGUGUUUUCCACAAAACAUGACAGGGGGCCGCAGGUAACAUUACCUGUUCUCCCUCCAUCGUGGUAAUGCUGAAGUGAGUUGGCUGGUGUGACCCAACUCUAACAGUUGCUGUGUUCCGAGUUUUAAUGAAGACAGAGAAGACAUGGGUGAUGUGAUAGUGCUGAGCUCCGGUAGUGAUGAAGAGGACUCGGAUGUGCAGAUCGUGGGCUCUUACAGUCACUUCAUGACCACAGCGGACCCUCUGCCGCUCUCUCAAGUACGAGUCGACGUUGACGCCCUGAAUGUCAACGUCCCAAUGGUAAGCCUGUCCAGCUCUAACGGCAAUGAGACUUAACCGAGAAACCAUUAGCUUACAUACAGAGAGAAACACACACAAAAACACAGAAUAAUCUGCACUCACUCGUCAUUCUCUAUCAGGUAAAGCUUUAUCACCUCUCAUUUCUCCUGGCAAGACUGUCAACUUGAGGAUAUGAGCUGAAAAUACAACAUUUUACAUUUUCUUUAUGUUUAACGGGAUAGAAAACCCAAGAUGUUAACGAGCUGUUUCUGCUAUAAAAGUGAUUAAGAUAUUUCCAAGUUGACAAAGAGUACCAUAUUUAAUUCACUGUAGGUCGCCAUAAGCAAGUUGUGUUGAAAUAUGUUUGUUCCAUAUUUUCUCAGUACAAAUAUGCUCAAUGUAGUCUUUGGACUCACUUAAGGGAUACAAGUUUUCGUUGCCAUGGCUAUAAUGAAGUAACUUCUCAACAGAGGCAGAUCUAGAAUUUGCUGAGUCUGGUGGCCCAUCUCCAUGUGUAUGUUUCUGUGUCAGAGUCAAUUCAUUUAGGACUUGAGAUUUUUGAUGAAAUUCACAAUUGAGAACAAAAGGAAACAGUUAUGUUCUGCCUUUGAAAAAUCUUACGAUAAUCCUGAGUAUUUGCCUGCAUACUACGAGCAUGAAAUGUGUAUUGCAUAUUGCUAAACUUUGCUCUAUCUCUAAUCACUGAUAGACUAUAGUAGUGUUGUACAACUUUGAGAUAGGGAUGCACCGAUCUGCUUUUUUCACCUCCAAUACCCAUACAGAUAUCUACAGUUUGGUAUUGGCCGAUACCGAUCCAAUUCCGAUACAGAAAAUUACGAUUACCUUUUGUUGUAGCCUGAAGUUUUACCACUGCCCCUUGGAACGUUUACUGCGCAGGUAUUGCAAGUGGCCGUUGCGCUUGUAGGCUUGUGAUGAAGUUCAAGAUAGCAGACCCCUUUGCUCGCUCCGUUUUGAAAACAAUGUGGACAUCCACUCAGCCUGUUUACUUGUGGAUACCACUCACAGUGCAUAGCAUAGAGUUAGACUGAAUAGAUUGGCCCCUAUGCAUCGGGCCCAUUGUCACGGUACCUGAUCUAGAAUUUUCUUCAGUAUCAGCACCGAUACCAAUAUUAAAUAUCGGAACAGUGCAUCCCUACUUUGAGAUUGUGUCAUUUGGUAGUCCUGUUCAUUAACUUGCAACUGUUGUCCACAAUACUUAUUCCUUUGAGAACAGGAAUACAUGUCAGAACAGUGAAUUGUUAAAAAGAAAAAAAAUAUUAAUGAGAAGUUAUACAAACAAGAUUUUCCAGAUGUGUUUUCAAGACUAAAAAGGCGUUCUAAUAUUUUUGUCAUUCUCUUUUUUUCUUUUUGCAGCAAUACAUCAACCUCACAGAUCCGAAAUGGACUCUUCCAGAGCUAAAGAGACACAAAAGAAAAAGUUUAACAGUAUCAGCAGUGGUGGACUUGACUAUGAACGAGAAAGAAAAAGUAAAAGAACAGGAGAUAGUAGAUUUGCCAUCAGGCAAUAAUCAAGUAAAAGAAGAAAGCAAAGAUGGAAAUGUUUUGGAUAAAAAAGACUGGGAGCUAAAAAAAAGGUCUUCAAGUGGCCUCACUGCACAAGAGCAAGACUCCUCGAACUUUAAGCAGGAGCACACUUCUCAUAAAAAUGGAUUUGUACCAACUGUACAACUAAAGCGACUGUCGUUUCUUGGAAAUCAUGCCACUGAAAUGAAAAUGUCAAGUGGUUCUGUCUUCUUAGACAAAGACUGUAGACAAACGUCACUUAAAAUCAGCCAACAAGGCAUAGUUGGUGAAACAUCACAGUGCGACAGCAAUCCGACAACUACCACAUCGAAUGGUUUCCACACAAAGAGCAAAGUAGAUGAGUCUCCUUUUCAGAUUACUGAGUCUCCUGUCAGACAGGAACAACAAAUAUUUCAGCUUUUAGACAGCACUGUUGCAGAUUCCAGGAAGAACAGCACUUUAAAAGAUGCAAGAGAUGGCUCAUGCCCAGAGGUGCUUCCCGCUUCUCCAUUAUCACCUUUUUCAUCAGAUGACAAAGCACACAAUUCCUCACAGAGAGCAUUCCUCUGCUACAACUUGGAACUACGGUCCCCAAAUGAAGAGGACAAUGCACAAAGCUGUCUUUCUGAUCAUGCAUCCCUACACUUUUCUGCCAUUAGACUAAAUCCGCCUGAGCACAAUGACCUCAACUCUCAGCCCCAAACAAGCCCCAAAUCUCAGAACCACAUGAGCCAAGUUUACCCAGAGCCCUCCUCUGAACAUGCAACAGCUGAGGACUCAUCUAAAUGGCAAACAAAAGAGUCUAAAGCUGCAGAGGCAUCAAACAGCUCUGACCUCCCGAGCUGGAGCAUACCCAGUGAACCUCUUUUGUCAGUACCCAAAACUGAGGACAUGGACAGCAAAUCUAGUAGGGACCUGGAAAUUGAUAGCCCACUGUCUUUUCUUUGGCAAGAGGGGAUUGAGGAAGAAGAGGAACACACCAAAAGCAGAUUUGACAUGGAGUUCAGGGCAGCCAGCAUCGAGGACAGGCAUUUUGUCAGCCCAGUUACAGUGAGGAAAAUGAUGUCCAGAGUCGGACCAGCUCGAGCCAUGGUGAGACACAUCAACCUCAGCCCACUUUGAUUUCUAAAAAUAUUCUGUGGUUAACCCAGACCUCUAACUACACAAGUCUUUUUUCUGUUUCUGCCUAUAACCAUUACUCCUUUACAUUUGAUUGUAUCUUAGGUUAAAUGCAUGUUUUUUCUUUGUUUUUUCUUAGACUGAUGAGCAAGAAGGUAUAGGAUCCCCAGAGGUCCUGUGCCGUAAAAGUUUGAGCCAGGUGUACAGUACCAUGGAUGUGAACUAUCCAGAGGGCACUUUGCAGCUCUUGUCUGACCUGCUAAAGCCCGGUUACUACCCUCCCAGGAAUGUCACCUCCCACCUGCUGCAUGGCAUUCUGCUGGACCCACAGUGUCCCUAUCACCUGUGUGUGGAGGCUUUUAAUCUGCUAAUGAGGACACAAAGGUGAGAGAUUUAUUGAAGUAGGGGUCAACGAUAACGUUUUAAAUCUCAAGCACCCUGUCUGUGUUUCACUGAAGACCUCACUCUGUUUGCAGACAUCACAUGGCUGAUAAAACCAACAUUCCCUGGGACUGGGAAUCGUUGAGUACUCUUAUGGCCAAUCAGGUACUAUUAAUGUUUUAAUACAUAAUAAAACUGAUUGAUGUUCAUCAGCUAAAUGCCAUAUCAAUACAGAGUAUCCUAAGUCUUAUGAAAUGGGAUUUUGGUUGUCAAGUGGCUUGCCAAAUCUUGCCAAAUUGGCAGGGCUGGGUAUUGUCUAGAACAGGGGUCAGCAACCCGCGGCUCUGGAGCCGCAUGCGGCUCUUUCUUCCCUAAGCUGCGGCUCCCAAUGGAUUUGGAAAAUAAAUAAUAAAUACUUAAUUGCAUUUUAUUUUAUUUUUUUUUAUUUUAUUUUUUGUAAUUCUAAAUUCAAAGAUUAUAAUGCUCUUGUAACUAUUAGGGCAACAACGAAUUGAUUAAGUAGAUUCGUCGUGACGAAAAAAUCCGUUGCCAACAAAUUCUGUUGAAUAUAUUCUUUAUAUAUGUCCAUGGACAACGGCGUGUAAACAUCAGCAGGACGCACAGAAAAGAAACAGCCAUGGCCGAGGCAGCGGCUGAGAAAACCAUGGACACAACCCAACCCAAAUCCCGACCUAAAACAUCAGUGGUGUGGGAAAACUUCACCAAGACUGAAAAGGAAGGCGUUCAGUGCAACAUUUGCAAAGACCGUUUUGCAUGGCUCGGGAGUACAUCGAUGAUGCGUGAGCACAGGGCUCUCAAGUCUCACGCAUUCAGCGUAUGACACACGCAUUCCCACUCGUUCACACGCUCACACACCACACAGUGUAUUUCUCACGCAUUUAAAUGAACACGGUGAUGUCCACCAAGUUGCACUUCUUCAACUAUGGAACUGGGGGAAAUCAACUGAGUUCCUCCGAGAGUUCAGAAGCUGCGUGCCACGCACAAGCCAAUCAAAUAAAGUAUAUCUACUGAACAGCCAAUCAAAAAGCAGCAUUGCUGUAUCCAGGUAGAUUUUGAUAUCUUGCGGUUUAACUACAGAAGAAGACAGACACUCGCCGAAAUAGUUCAUUUAUUUCAUAAAUGCAACUCGCUACAGUUUUUUAUAUACUUUGUAUAAAGGUAAAAAAAAAGAUAUAUGCAAUGUUAUCUUCAUUUUAGAUGUCAAAGAGGUUUUGUGGCUCCCUGUGUUUUCUUUUCUGUGGGAAACUGGUCCAAGUGGCUCUUUGAGUGUUUAAGGUUGCCGACCCCUGGUCUAGAACUUCACAGUUCAUCUCAAUUUCAAUUCUUUGUGUCACAAUUCAAUUCAAUUCAAUAUUGAUACGUUUAAUUAUUGACCAAUAUCCUAGAAUAUCAAAGAUAUCUGAAUUUAACUAAAGACUUUGGGCAUAUAAUUUGCUGUGAAACAUUUUUAAUCUCUCACACAUAUAGUGAUAUGAGCACAGGGUUAGAAAUAUUUAUUGAAAGUGUUUUAUAGACAAAGGAUUGAUAACGGGAAUGUCUGAUUGACACCGAAUUGUAACAGAUAGUAUUACAAUGCAUAUGAAUCAUUUUUUUAUAUGCAGCCCUGCUGAUUGGCUGAAAAACAGUAUGAUGGAUGAAUUACGUUAAAGGGAAGUAGGAUGUAAAAGAUUAUUGAACUUUUUCUGCUUUAUCUCAGAUAAAUUAAUGACAAACUUGCCAGUUCAGUCUCGCAUAAUCAGGUUAUGUUUUUAAAAGCCAAUCCUGUGAGUCAGUGUCUGCUGUUGUAUUUGCUGUUUAUACUUUCAUUAGGGAAAGUAAUAGUAUUCGACAGUUUUACUCUGCUCAUCUAUGUUGAUAUGUUAACGGCCUGUAUUUGCCUCUUUGGCUCCUGUAGGACCACACAAAGAAACAUCGGACUGAGGUUGUGCGCAUGUUCCUGGAGUACGUUGUGCAGACUUUGGAAGAUGACUUCCAAGUGAAAUAUUCUUCCUCUUCCCUCCAACACUCCAUUGCAAAGGCGACACUGUCAUGUGAUCAGCAGUUCCCUCGUGUGAGGUAAGUUUGGUAAACAACCAAAUCAGAGGGUUUGCCAAGCAGGCACUACAUACAGUCUAAUCAUAAAAGUGAACUGUUUUUGUUCACAUUUUAGAAAGGGAAAGUUUUCCUGUGGUUUUAACUUGUAUUGCAAAAUACUGAUAUAUGUUUCUGUUAAAAAUAACCAGUAUAAGAGGUUUUAAACACAGAGAAUUACCCCCCACACACACGCACAAACUCACUCACUCUACUAUUAACGAUAAAGUUCAAUUUUUCUUCUUCUUCUUCUUCUUCUACUUUUCGCCCUUUUUUAGCCUUCUUCUUCACCUUCUGCUUCUUCCUAGUUAAAUUCAUCACAUAUAUACAAUAGAACAGAACCACAGUAUGCGAAGUUCACCACAUUUAACGUGAUGGAUGGGACUCAGUACCUGUAUGUUUUUUUUAUUUUGAAGAGGAAAUAUUUUGUUAUUUGUUUGUCAGGGAAGUCAUCAAGUGGCUCAUCUCUGUGAUCGUAAAAUCAGCUGAGCAUGAACAAAGGAGAGAACUGGCCAGAGAGCGAGAUGAACAUAUCAGGUCAGAAAAAAAUAAUACAAAUUCAUGUUUAUUUUUUAGAUCAAUUUUUUGUUAAAUUAAAUUGAAGGAGGUGACACCAUUGUUACUAUAAAAAGAUUAUCUUUAUUAAAGGACACUUUUAGUGGUGUUUUCACAUUUGGAUCAUUCUCAUCCACUCCCCUGCAGAAUGGUGUCCAUCCUCCAGAGGAUGCUGUCCUUGGCUCUUGAAAUUGACCGGUCUCCAGCUCUCACUUCUGCCAAAUUGUCCCAGGAGCUAUUCCAUAUGCUCAUCGGAAAUAUGCCCAUACGAACUCACAGGUGAGGAGGAGUAUCAAAGUUUUAUAUUUCAUAUUUCAAGUAACACAAAAAUGACAUAAAUAUUAUUGUCACCAUUUAUGUAUACAUUUGGAAACAGCUUUUUACCUAAUAAUCUGUAAUAAACAAUAGUUCAUGUACAAUUAUCUCAAUGGCAAUAUAUGCCUCUUCUUUCUCAGUCUUCAUGUUGUCAUUAACUCGUCUGUUUUCAACGCCCAGAAUGCUGUUGCUGGAAAGCCUGCAGAGUAAACUGUUGAGAUGUAAGCUGUUGGUACAUCUGUUGGACUAUGCAUGCCCACUGAAAAACUCUCCGCCCAUGUCACUCAGUCUUCUGCUGCACUUUCUACAUCACUGCACUCUGGCACCUGACCCCACGGUGAAUAUCAUACUUGUUUUAUCUUUUAGCCAGUAACAUUCAUUGAUUAAGAAAAAGAGAUCAUGGGUCAGUCAGCCACGGGGUUUAUUUAUUGCAAUACCAUGCGGCUUGUUCAAUGCAGUUGAUCAAUGAUUUAAUUCUGCAGGAUGGUACUGAAAGGUGGAAGAAGUGGGAAGAAUUGAUCCAUCUUCUCUGGAUGUUCCUGCUCAGCUACAACAAAGCAAUGACAGGUGAGAUGUUGGUAAAUAUCAGUACACUGUGCCUCGUUUUUUGCAGGUAUAAUCAUGACAUGCUUUGAGAGGUAAAUAUGGUCUUACUGAAUAAAAAUGAUGUUUUUACAGUUUUGACAAGUUAAACUUUUGCAGUUUUUGUGAUCCACUGUAUCAAAGACUUCCUUAAAGUCCUGACAUAUUGCUCUCACUACUUCACCUUUGUCCAGUGACUGCUUUAUAGGUUUUGAUUGGUGACCAGAAAAAAGGGACCAGACACAGUUAGACAAAAAAAAGGGCUUAGUAAAAAAGACAUUGAUCAAACUGAACAAAACAGACAUGAAACAACAACAAACCACAACAUGAUAUGAGAAUUAGACUGGUACGUUGAGAAUAAAUGCCAAAGGAAACAGUCAAGGGACUUUAUAAUCUAUAUUUUAUACAGGUUUUGCUACUAUUUUCUGCAUCUGUAAAAAAUUGUAAAAAAUUAAAAAGAAAAAUAACAGAAAAACACUGAGGUUAAGACUUAAUUAUGAUGGAAAUUGGAACUUUUUUGUUUUAUCUAUAAGAAGGCUGGUAAGAAAACCAUUGCCAUGGAAUCUUAAUGAAUCAUCCAAACUGAGGGACUAUGUUUUAGCUGUAUAAAAAAUAUUAACUUUUACGUCAGUAGAAUCAUCUUGAAAUCCAUACUGUUAGUUUAUUUAGUUUAUUGUCAGGUAAUGAGCAGGACGAUGUUUAGUUGGACCUGGCUAUGUGAAAUUAAAUCCCUUCUGUCUGGUUAAAACCCCUCCACAUUCACACUGGGGUCUUGUCUUACAGGGCCAGGAUUCCAUUUUGUACAACCAUCUGCAUAUUAUACUGUUUUUGACUGCAUGCAAAUAUGAUGUUUUCAUAUCACACAUGAGAGAAGGAGGUACAUUCUUGUGCAUCCUCAGGGUGAAACAAUAAGACUCAUGUAGUCUGGUUUAGGAGUUUGUGGUAAUGAAUAAAAAGGAUGCAGCAAGGAUAUAUUUACAGCAACUGCUAAAAUUACACUGCACUGCUUCCGUUAAAGUUGCUUCUAUAUUAUGAGGUUCCUGGUGUUAAUCUAGCCCUAAGUUAAUUGAAUUUCAUUAUAUGGCAUUUUGGAUAUUUUGCUCUGUCAGCCAUGAAGCCUAAUAUUCAUACAUUAUUACAUAAAUUCAGAUAAAAGGAGCCUCUCUAGAUUUCAGUAGUGACUAGGUUAGAACUGAAACCAAAUAAAGACCAGUCCUUGAGACUUGCACAUAAAUAAACAUUCUUCACUUUAAGCUCACCCCUUGUUUUGAGGCUGUAGUCCUCAUCACAGGAGUUACUGAUUCGACUCCUGGCCAUGACCAUUUGCUGCAUGACUUUCUUCUUACUCUCUACUCCCCACAUUUCCAAAUUUUCAGAAUUUUUAAAAAUAUAUUUUUCCUCCGUUCACUGUAAAUUCUGUUUAAUCGGAGACAUCAGUGUUGGACGUAAAUGUGGGUGUUUGUCAAAAUAUUACAAGAAAUAGUCCUCAUGGCAAAUUUAUUGACUACUUAGUUAUUUAAUGAAGCUUUUUUUAAAAAAAGUUUUCUUUUGGUAAGUGUAUCAGAAUCAAAACUAACAUUUGUAUUGACAAGGUCAGCUUUCCAUCAUGCAGCUUCCAGGAAACACUGUGUUUGGAGCCUGUGGGAAACCUCAGACUGCAGUGAAUGCGCAAUAUGCGGUGUGAUAGCGUGUGGGAUUGCAGUGAACUGUUUUAUUGGAACCUUUUUUUGUGCAGGAGCAAGAAAAGAAGCAAAAGCUGGAGUUCUGACUUUGGUUAAAAUGAUCAAACAAGUAGACAACUGGGCUGUCCAUUCAGUCAACUACUGUCUCUCUACCGAACAUUUUCUCAGCUAAUUUUCCCACUGGUUGCUAUUGUUGAUUUAUUUAUUGAUUUAUUGUGCUAAAUCCUCGUGUGUUAAUGCUUGUUAUGACUGAAAACCACCUGUACAAACUCCUUGUAGGGUCAUUUUUAUUAAAGUAUGUUUGUGAGAUUUAUUGUUUUUUAUGCACUGAUCUCACCUGGAGUGUCACAAACACGUCACAAUAACUGUUACACCUGAUACACCACACCCAUUAAACUUAUAAAAGAUUACCCAACUGUCCCAGAACCAGUUUAGUUUACUUUUAACUUCUAUUAUUGUGUUUACGCAGGCUAUCUGUGCAGCUCAGUGGGAGAACAAAGAGACAGAGUUGGCUCUCUGGUCUACAAGCCGGAUGAUGUGGUGUCCAAAGCUGCUGUGCGUGAAGCUGUGGAAGCUUUUCUGACACGAUCCAAGGCUGACCUUGGUCAGGCCUUACCUCUACAUGUGGAAGAGUCCCUCACUUAUCUACAGGAUUACCUGCUAGAUGUAUGUCAGUGUUAAAUGAAAGAAUCUCUUUGUCUUCAUUUUCAUAUCAAUUUGUAUGUAUGAUUUAAUAUUUAUAUUUUUUACAGUAUGUACAUAAUUUGUAUUUCAAAUAAAGGCUGGGCCUUCUGUAUUAUUAUUCCUAUCAAAAUGAAUUAAAAUGGAUUCAUCUUA
This is a messenger RNA of Xyrichtys novacula (pearly razorfish), 9831 nucleotides long. Lineage: Eukaryota; Metazoa; Chordata; Actinopteri; Labriformes; Labridae. The record is from the annotation of a GenBank genome assembly.